Molecule: messenger RNA, 330 nt
Organism: Penicillium hordei
Lineage: Eukaryota; Fungi; Ascomycota; Eurotiomycetes; Eurotiales; Aspergillaceae
Exons: 1
Coding region: 1-330 (109 amino acids)
Source: RefSeq, a predicted model, not a curated record
AUGUCUCGUCGUCGAAUAUCCCACAGCGAAAUGAAUGAGGCCCUCGCCUACCCCUUUAUGCAGUCCAACGGUCAAUCCAACGAUCAAUACAACGGUCAAUAUAACGGUCAAUAUAACGGUCAAUCAAGCGGCCAACCCCCUCGUCGAGGUCCUAUCGAAGGUCCCGAUGGCCGUCGUCUCAUCCGUCGCGUCACAUGGCGCUCCUCCACAUACAAACUCAUGGCCACCCUCUGGGUACUGGCCGUCCUCUACAUCGUCUGGCUAGUCCGCGACCUCUUCUUGCCCUCCGAAUCCGAAUCAACCCCCCCUGCUCAACCCGAACAAAAUUAA